Messenger RNA from Rotaria sordida, 1083 nucleotides. Lineage: Eukaryota; Metazoa; Rotifera; Eurotatoria; Philodinida; Philodinidae. The record is from the annotation of a GenBank genome assembly.
AUGCCAGGUGAACGUUUGUUGAACGUUUUAUGUGCUGUAUGUGGUGAUCGAUCGUCUGGAAAACAUUAUGGAAUCUACAGUUGUGAUGGUUGCUCAGGUUUUUUCAAACGAAGUAUUCAUCGACAUCGUCAUUAUGUAUGUAAAGCUCAAGGUGAAUUGAAAGAUAAAUGUCCUGUUGAUAAGACUCAUCGAAAUCAAUGUCGAUCUUGUCGAUUAGCUCGAUGUUUCUUAGUUAAUAUGAAUAAAGAUGCGGUACAACAUGAACGUGGACCACGUAAAGCAAAACAGAAAAUUCUCAGCGUUUCCAAUAUGAUUUUACCGACUUCAACUGGAACAACAGCACCGCCUGUUGCUUGUUCAUCAUCUCCAACAAUAGCAAAUGUUUCAACUACAUCAAUAUCGAAUCAUUUUAAUCGAAAAUCUAAACUUCUUCCAACACAACAGCAUCAACUAUCUUGUUUACCAACAAUCGAGAAUUACAAUCCAUUCCCAACUAUCAUUAAUCAAAUAACAUUAUAUGAAGCAGCAGCACGUCUUUUAUUUACUAUAACAAAUUGGUUAGAAACAGUCCCUUCAUUUAAAAUUCUUCCUAAUGAUGAUCAACGUUCACUUCUAGAAGAUAAUUGGCAUUAUCUUCUUAUAGUUAAUUUAAGUCAAUGGAUGGUACCUAUAAUGGCUAUUCAAUUAACAAACAGUACACUUACACAAACAGAUCAACUAGAAAUACAACGUAUAUGUGAUUGUAUUUAUAAAUUACGAUCACUUACAUUAGAUGCUUAUGAAUAUACUUAUGUUAAGACUCUUUCACUUUAUCAAUCUUCAGCUAAACCAUUAAUUAAUCAAAGUCAUAUUGAUGCUUGUCAAGAACAUGUUCUUUUUGUAUUACGUACAAGUUUAAUGUCUCAUUCAGCAACAACAUAUUCAAUAAAAUUUAGUCAACUUAUUGGUAUCAUUCAAAUGAUGAAUCAGAUAUCAUCAAAUAGUGUACAACGUAUUUUAUUUCCAAGUAUAACACAUGAUGUACCGGUUGGUAAAAUUCUUUGGGAACUUUAUCGAUCAAAAUCUAGUGAAACAACAAUAUAA